CUAAAGUGGGGAUGAUUACAGUCUUUUUCAACGUGAUCCGCACAGAGAAGCUGCUUGGCCUGUGGAAGGGGGUUUCACCGUCGUUCAUGCGCUGUAUCCCUGGUGUAGGGAUCUACUUCAGCACAUUUUACUCGCUGAAGCAGCACUUCUUCCAGGAUAGGUCUCCGAACGCUGGGGAGGCAGUGUUGCUUGGGGCGGGGGCUCGUUGUGUGGCAGGUGUGGCCAUGCUGCCCAUCACAGUCAUUAAGACUCGUUUUGAAAGUGGGCAGUACAAUUACAUAAGUGUAGCUGGUGCUCUUAGAAGUAUGUGUCAGAAUGAAGGUCCCAGGGCUCUUUACUCCGGGCUCACAGCAACUUUACUCCGAGAUGCCCCGUUCUCUGGCAUCUAUGUCAUGUUCUACAGCCAGGCCAAAAAGGCUUUGCCACAGGAGAUCAGCUCAUCCUCCUUUGUCCCACUGGUUAAUUUUGGCUGUGGUGUGGUGGCUGGUAUUUUGGCCUCUCUAGCCACUCAGCCAGCAGACGUGAUCAAAACCCACAUGCAAGUGAGCCCAGCGUUGUAUCCCAAGACCAGCGAUGCUGUACGCCAUGUUUAUACUAAACAUGGCUUGAGCGGGUUCUUUCGAGGAGCAGUUCCUCGUUCCCUGAGGAGAACCCUCAUGGCUGCCAUGGCCUGGACUGUGUACGAGCAGCUGAUGGCACGCAUGGGACUGAAGUCCUAAAGACACCCGACGCACUUUAUGUGUGGACUUCAUUCUGUGUGUGUCCGUUACAGGAGUGUGUGCUUUUCAGAUGAUGGCGUUCUAUUAUCCUUGAAGGCUUGAUUAAAAAAACAAAAGCAUCUAGUGUUGGCUGAGGUACCGGUAAUAGUAAGUUUGUGUGUGCGUGAUUGUCUGUGUGUGUUAGCGUUUUCAGGUGCAGUGAGUCUUUACCCCGUGACAUCUCUGACAGUGACAUUCCUAAAUUGCCACAUUGUGAGUUUGUCUGCCUGCAUAUUGAGACAGGGGUCCGCACUGAAGAAUACCAAUGAGAGACUGCUGAAUCAUGUGCCGUCAGCUCACAAGAAAACACUCCUUUCACAAGAAGAAAAUCCCCCUCUUGGCAACGAACCUUAGAAUACCACAUGUUUCAGUGUCAUUGAAAAGUGCCCACCUUUGCAGGGUUUUCAGAAAUGCACGACUCCAAAGACUAAGAUAGUUCCUAAGCCUAAAUCCUUUUUAGUCGAGGAUGAGGCUUAGUGGGUGUCCAAGAGACUGGUGUUACAAAGACAUGUUGACAUAAUACUCCAGCACUCCGACAAUCAGACCGAAUUACUCUAGGGCUGAGAAACUCAACUGACAAAACAUUACUGUCUCACCAACAUACUCUUUUCCGACUAUAAAUGCUCGUCUCUAUGCGAUGAUUUGUGCUGUUCUACUGAUUUCCUGUGCUGUAUGACUGGAUGGGUUUAUCAGUGCAUUUCAGUGUUUAUUUCUUUUUUCCUUGAACGCUCACUCCUUGGCACAGACAAAGCCAAGAUUUGGAUUGAAUGAGACUUCAUAAGAUAUAGACCUGGAGAAACAUUUAAUAUUUAUUAAAGAAACCGGGGAGAACAAGUGUUAUUGUUCCUGAGAAACAAUGUUUGAAGUGGAACGUAUCGGUGAGAAAUUGCAAUACCUAAUUUAUCGUAUUCGCAAACAUGUUGUCGGAUAAUUUUAAUGGACUUUUUGUCGUAUUGACAUUUUGUGUAAAACCACUGUAAGAUGCCAUAGUGUCAUCGGUGGUGCUCGGUGUGAACACAACAGUGUAAUGUUAUUUCAACAUGACCCAUAGGGGCAAUUUUAGGAAGUCUGUUAAAAACAUGUCCGGGUGGUUGUUCACCCUUAAAAUUAGUAGAGAAAAUGAAGCGUAUGAGAACCAUUAGGAUUUUUGGCAUUGUAACAUUAAUUUAAUUCCUGUUAGGCACAUUUUCUCCCCAAUUUGUCAUUACUUUAAUGUGAAUUUAUUUAUAUAUAUAUACACACACACUUAAUAUUAACACCAUGGUAGUCUUUGUUGUCCUGCCAGUAAUGUGUUUUUUUUUUCAGCAAAUUACAGUAAUUUGUAGUAUAAAACCUUUGAUAAUAAUGGGAGAAAAAACUCAAUGCAGGGAUGCAUUACAAUGGGAAUUUAGGGGAAAUAUACUUAAUUGUCAUGUAAAUAAUGUCACAAUGCAAAAAUCUUUAUGGAUUUGAAAU
This is a messenger RNA of Sinocyclocheilus grahami, 2213 nucleotides long. Its product is annotated as solute carrier family 25 member 38-B-like. Gene Ontology annotation, molecular function: glycine transmembrane transporter activity. The transcript has 5 exons. Gene Ontology annotation, cellular component: mitochondrion. Bases 12 to 719 code for a protein of 235 amino acids. The record is from RefSeq and is a predicted model, not a curated record. Lineage: Eukaryota; Metazoa; Chordata; Actinopteri; Cypriniformes; Cyprinidae. Gene Ontology annotation, biological process: glycine import into mitochondrion.